Molecule: messenger RNA, 2481 nt
Organism: Caenorhabditis briggsae
Lineage: Eukaryota; Metazoa; Nematoda; Chromadorea; Rhabditida; Rhabditidae
Gene: Cbr-ncbp-1
Product: Protein CBR-NCBP-1
Exons: 11
Coding region: 1-2481 (826 amino acids)
Biological process (GO): mRNA export from nucleus; nuclear-transcribed mRNA catabolic process, nonsense-mediated decay
Cellular component (GO): nucleus; nuclear cap binding complex
Molecular function (GO): mRNA binding; RNA cap binding; protein binding
Source: RefSeq, a predicted model, not a curated record
AUGUCCAGGAGAAGGCAGAACGAUGAGGAAGAUGAGAUCCAGAUGAAACGACGUCGUGGAGCUCCACUGAUUGGAGAUGUCGAGAAAAAACUCCAAGAAGUUAUUGGAAAAGUCGGAGAUAAAAAUACGGGCUCAUCAAUCGAAGCUAAUCUGGAAAAGCUCACAGCUUUCUUGCAUGACGAUCUCGAAAAAUAUAGAUCCUCAAUUAUCGAUAUUGUUGCUGGAUGUGCCAUAUACCUCCCGAAUCGUGUCACUGUCUAUACUACCCUUGUCGGCCUUCUAAAUGCGAAGAAUUUCAAUUUUGGAGGAGACGUUGUAGAAAAACUGAUUGCUGAACAACAAGAUCUUCUGUUGAAACAAAAAUACCAAGAAGCACAGAAUCUCGCCAUCUUCCUUUGUGAUCUUGGAAAUUCGGGAGUGUUGACAGCUCAGUCCAUCGGAGAAUACUUGGAAAGCUUUAUAGCAGCCGCAUUUGAAGAGAACAUGCCCCAGGUACUAACAUUCCAAACUCAUGUUCAACGGAAAAUAAUUAUUAUUCAGGUUCGAAACGACUACUACAUUCAAACUGUUCUUCGUUGUCUUCCUUGGAUUGGCAAGGAACUAACAGAAAAAGCUCAAGAGCAAAUGGAAAAUAUUGUUGAGGCUGUCGGAAAAUAUCUCGAAAUGAGAAACAAAAAUCAUGUACCUCUUCUUCGUGUUUGGCGCGAAGGAUCUACGGAUCAAGAACAAGAAGAUUAUUUGGAAAGUUUGUCUGCUCAGAUCGAAAAUCUGCGAACAGCAAACUGGAUGCAAAACCAUAUUCCAAGAUAUUACAAUACGUUUGAGGCUGUUCUUCAAGAUGCUCUUCAACAUAAUCUACCCAGUUUCUCUUCUCCAGAACACACUUCCGAUAUGAUCUACCCAUAUCCACUUGUAGUCUUCCGGCUUUUCCAAGACGCUGAUUGUGGAACUGACAGCCAACUUCCUAGUGGUCAUUCCAUUGAUCGUUUUCUUUUCGAAGGCGAAAUCUCAUGGAUCAUUGAGAAGAACCAGUUUAAUCGAAAAUCGUGUGCUCGAGAACUUCUGGCUUUUGCUGAUGAGAAUCCAACAGCACCAGUUGGAUUCCUCAUCUUUGAAACUAUCUUCGGUCAGAUGCUCCGUCUUCCACACGCUCCAUACCCAGCCAUUUUCCACUGUUCUCUCGUUCUCGAACUACUGAAGCUUAAACCUAACGAUUACCCGAAUAUAUUGUGCAAAACUGUGGACUUGAUUUUUAGUCGCGCUGAUUCAAUGCAACCUAUCUGUAUUGACAGAAUGGUAGACUGGUUCAGCUUCCAUCUCUCCAACUUCCAAUAUCGUUACACAUGGGAUGAAUGGAAGGAUUGUAUUUCCAAUGACGAAUUCUCGGGACGCCAAGUCUUUCUGCGAGAGGUAAUUGAGAAAUGUCGUCGCCUGGGAUCCUAUGAGAAAAUUAUCGCGGCCUUGCCAUCAGAUUUCGUCAAAAUUCACCCAGCGUCUCCAGAAAUCAGAUAUCUACUCGACGAAGAAGACGCCAUGAGUCAACGUGCUGAAACAUUCACACAGAUGUUUCAAGAGCGACAGCCAGCGGACGCAUUCCUCAAAGAGCUGAAGUCAACCGAUGAGAAUGAUGAGCUUCCAUAUAAUAUUAACGAAUUCGGGGUUUUCGUCACUGUCAUGCUGAAGAUGGCAUCAAAAACUUAUUCUCAUAACUUUUCGGCACUUUUUAGAUACAAAGACACUCUGAAAACAGUAUGUGAUGCAGCUGAGCAAUAUCAAGAGAAGCUCCUUGAAACACUUUAUUCUUGCUGGAAGUCUAACCAACAAAUGUUGAUGAUCCUCACUGAUAAGCUUCUGAAAAUGCAGAUUAUCGAUUGCUCAUCUGUUGUCGGUUGGUUGUUUGAUGAAAAGAUGUGGCAAGAACACAACCGACAAUGGCUGUUCGAAGUGCUCAAUCAAGCUCUUGAGAAGCUUACCAGACAGAUUAAUGUGGUUGAGAAGGAUAUCAAAGAUUUGACAGAAAAAGUUGAGAGCAAAGAGAAAGUUACUGAAGCAGGAGAUGUCAAAAUGGAAGAGGAAACCGUGGUGGAUGAAAAACUAAAAGGAGAAAUGGAGGAAUUAGAAAAUCACAAAGAAAAAUUGGACAGGAUGGUUUCUUUCCAAAGAAAUCUUUUCAACGAUUUCCUUAUCGUACGUUUAGAACACUUGAGUCCUGCGGGAAUUUACUGGAAAAGAUUUCAGGCAUUCGUUGAAGAAAUCAAAAGUGCUGCUACCAACACUUCCGAGAUGGAUGGAUCAGGCGAUGUCGGGGGAAGUGAAUCGUCAAAGUUUCUAUGGCUCCGUGGAAGAUUCUGCCACGUGUUGCUAGCGCACGCUGAAACACUUCUGAAACAUUCGUCAAGUAUCGCCGAAGAAGUUUUCUCCGAAGGAGCCGAUCCAAAUAUUUCAGAAUGCUUCAAUCAAUUCCAAUCACUUCGUUUCUAA